Messenger RNA from Electrophorus electricus (electric eel), 4928 nucleotides. It is a transcript of the gene mtmr11, whose product is annotated as myotubularin related protein 11. Lineage: Eukaryota; Metazoa; Chordata; Actinopteri; Gymnotiformes; Gymnotidae. Gene Ontology annotation, biological process: phosphatidylinositol dephosphorylation. Gene Ontology annotation, cellular component: membrane; cytoplasm. The record is from RefSeq and is a predicted model, not a curated record.
AAUCGGAUGGUCAGUUCAUAUUGUAUGUCUCUAGUGACGCGCAUUCCUUUAGCGAAUAUAAGCACUGAAGUGAAACUGUUUUUCAGAGGCAACAUGAAGGGGUUCUUGAACACCACUGAACACAACCAGCCCUCUUUGCUUAGCUGUAGAAGGGCCAUCUGUUCCCCGCGGCGGUGAGGCGGCCGUUAUACCUUUAAACCGACUUUACCUUUACCGUCUAUUUUUCGAGAGAUGGGGCGGAGUAGCAACUCGUAUUGGAACUCUUUUCAGUGAAAGUUACCGUGUUGCAGAUUUGAUGGUUUAUAACUGAAAACCGAUAGCUAUUUAUUUCUGGUCAAGAUGUUGACGGGAUCUAAGACAACAUUUAAAGUAAAACAAAUGCCAGACCUAAAGGAAAGGAUAAUGAACCAGAGUGCUCUUCACACCAGAGGGAGAGACAUGUUUGGAUUAUGCUGUUUACCAGGGGAGUGUGUGCUUCAGAGAGCCAUUUUGGUGAGGAAGAAGCUCUCCCCUAAAGAAGGAGGUGGCUGGCUGUCGGGCACUCUGUUCUGCACCCACUUCAGAGUGGCCUUCGUGCCACAGGACGCCACCAAACCAGAUGACAAUGCUGAUCCAGUGCUGCUGGGAGACCAUGAUGUUGCUCUGGCCUCCAUUGAGAAGGUUGUUGCUGUGGGACCAUCGCGAACCAAACUGGUGACUGCCAACUCCUCGCUGAAGUUCACCCCAGAGAAACUGGUGCUGUACUGCAGAGACCUGCGCAUCCUCUGUUUCCUGUUUGACAGACUCACUCCUGAUACCCAGGCUGUGGAGAUCACACACACCAUUGCCAAGACAUACCAGCCACUGAAACCUGGAACCAUCCUCUCUUUCCAGAACGCUGCUUUGGGAAGUAUCGAAAUGAAGCAGUUCUUGAGCAACCGGCAGCGUGACCCCAGCAUGGCCUGGUUUGAGAGCCCAGCAGACUGGGAGCAGGAGCUGGAGAGGACAGGGGCCACAGGCUGGAGGGUCAGCUCUGUCAACGAUCGCUUUGAAAUGUCCACCAGCCUGUCCAGGUUUAACGUGGUUCCUCAGAAGGUUCUUGACAUGGAGCUGAAGAGAACGUUUGCCCAUUUCAGCGAGGGGCGCAUUCCCCGCUGGUGCUGGCGACAUCGCUGUGGCUGUGACCUACUGCGGACAGCCAGCUUCCAGAACAACAUCUACCAUGAGAAGGACGACAUCCGGAACUUGGAGCUUAUCCUCUUUGGUGGCCAUGCGGAGUGUGUGGUGGUGGACCUGGGCGAGGAGAUGCCUUCACUGGUGGAUGUGCAGCUGGCACACGUGCGACUUCGUGCCCUGUGCCUUGGAGACAUUUCAUCAUCUGUGUCCAUACCAGAUGACAAGUGGCUUUCCUCUCUGGAGGGCACCCACUGGCUGGACUAUGCCAGGUGUUGUCUUAGAAAAGCUGCAGAAGUAGCCUGCUUGCUGAAAAGAGGUCAUCUGACAAUUGUACUGCAAGAGCCAGAAGACCGGGACUGGAACUGUGUGGUGGCCAGCCUGGUACAGGUGAUGUGUGACCCCCACUGUCGCACAGUGGCAGGCUUUCAGGGCCUGGUGCAGAAGGAGUGGGUCACAGCAGGUCACCGAUUCCUCAGCCGGAUCAACUACCACAGAGAUAGCGACAAAGAGGAGGCACCCAUCUUCCUGCUCUUUCUGGACUGCGUGUGGCAGCUGUGGGCCCAGUUCCCUGCCUGCUUCCAGCUGAGCGAGGAAUACCUGCUGGGCCUGCAUGACAGCCUGCUCCUGCCCCUCUACAGCACCUUCCUGGCCAACUGCCAGAGAGAGCGGAGUCGCCGCUCGCAGCACCUGCCCCCGAGCUACACCCCAGUGAACGGGCUGAAGGCGCUGGCCAGAGCUCCGGCCGAGGAGCCCACGGACACCCCGUACCCUCCAGUGUGGGACUGGACCCUGCAAUACAGCAGCCAGAGACGUGCGCUCUUCACCCAACCUGUGGGGCAGCCUGCGUCCCCUCCGGUCGUCCUCAACGGCAACCUCAACACCAGCCCGGAACCUGAGUGGCACAGCGACGGAUCUCCAGGCUCCGUCUUCCUGCUGUCACGCAGCGCCUUCUCCUGCCCCGCAAGCCUGCUGCCGUGGCGGAGCAGCGGAGGCCCGGGCUCCUACUGGAAGAGUCACCGCAGGGCACCAUCCUCCGAGAGCCUGCCCGCCUUGGAGCGCCUGGUGAAGGCCUGCUACCGGGCCGAACCCUCCCCCGGUGCAGCGGCCUCCCGUGACCCCCACGAGACCUUGCUGCCCCUACUCCUGGGGCCCUGCGUCUGUGUGUGGAGGACCUGCUACCUGCGAGGGGUGCUGCAUGCGCAGGCUUUCACAUAUCCAAUGUCUUCCAACACACGCCACCCCAUGGAUCAGCUGGCCUGGGAGGUGGAACGUCUCCGUGAACGCCUGGCCGAGGCCUCCGGCGGGCACCCUCCCUCGCGCCGGCAACAGGAGCCUCGCCGCCUCGACUCCAACCUCAACAGGAAUGCCAACAAUGGGACCUUCCUCUUCUCUUCCUCGUCCUCGUCCUCCUCCUCCUCGUCUUCGUCGUCGUCGUCAUCUUCCUCCUCCUCACCCAGGACCUCUCAACAGGAGAACCCUGGGCACUUUUCGGGGCACCCCUGCGUGGCUCCGCGCUCCACCUCGAGGGACGGGACCAAGCACACGUUCCUGUUCGGCCGGCCGCCUCAGACGCAAGCCGGUCAUCGCUACACCACCACCCCAAGUGCCAAACUGCCCCGCAGCAGCACCUCCACGGGGGCCAAGCAUCACUGACCUCUAGGUACGAUCGAGUAAGCAGGAAAUAAAUGCAGUGCACUCAUGACUCAAUUAACAGUUAAACCUGCCGGACCAACCUGGACCAGUCAUUAAUGAUAUAUCUACUUAUUAUCCUGCUAAUUAUCCUACUAGCUGUUCAAGGCUUAAUAUGUAGCACUUUCUUAUUUGCCACCCAUCUCAGCGUUUUUUUAAGGUACCGAUUUCCUUAAGAUGUAUUUUCAUGUAAGGUAUGCAUUACAAUUCAAGGAUAUUGAAGGUGAUUGAGGGGAAAAAAAAGCACAGCAUUCCUUGACUAUUUUUUAAAAAAUGCUUGAAAGUUACUUGUCUGUAUAUAGUAGUGUUGUAGGAAACUGUAGACAUAUAAUUUUUCAAAUAUUCUAAGCUCCUCUUCAAAAUGUGUUUCACCGUAAUGGAGACAUGGCCAGAAUAAAUAAAUAAAUAAAUAUUAUAUAAUAUAAUAUAUAAUAUAUAUAUGUGACAGCUGUAUGACUUGUCUAGGCCCUACCAUAAGUCAUGCCAAAUAUUCAUUUAGUCAUUUCUUUUUAGAAUGGGAAUAGAAGCACUUGAUUUGAGUAGCUUAAGAAUUUUGGUAAAUCAAGCAGUUGCUGAUAUCCUAUAAAAAUGUGCUCUAAUUAAAGCAUGUAAAUGGUGAUAGUCUAUUACAACUGUCAAUUUGAAAAAGCUUUCCCUCAUCACCACUAGGAGGAGACAUUUUUAAGGGACCCAUGAGACAUUGGGUGUUAAACUGCCUAUUAUAAUACAGUAUCUAUGCCUUUGGAGGUUGUCUAUUAGACAGGGGCACAACUGUAGUUGUAUAUAUUGUUCUUAUCAAUUUUAUGUCCAAUAUUAACAAAUGAAAAUAGAUUACCAUAAUAAGAAUGAACAAACACAUUUUGCAUCAUGUAAAUUAUUUAUAACUUUCUUGCCUCUGCCUUUUCAGUGGAUAUGUAAGUAUUAUUUGUUAGUGUAUCAUUUACGGUAAAUAGUGUAAUUUGUACAAAUGUGAGAGUAAAUCAUUUGAUGAGGUAUAUAAGAACUGGAUAAUGGUAGACUGUCCAUUGUUAGGACUCACAUAUUUAAAGAAAUGUUUCUGUUGUUUUUUUUAUGUUCAUGUCACUGGUAAAGUUGACUGCUCAGUGGGGAGUGUUAUCAUUCAUAGUCUGUAUCUAAAUAAAAACGGUCACAAGGUUUCCUCAGGACAGUGAUGACAUCGAGUGGCCCGAAGGCUCCCACUACCCUUUUAAAUGGAGAAAUAUCAGUCAUAGAAAAUAACAAACAUCUUUUUCAUAUGAUGUCAGGUUACCAAUCUGGUUGUGUUUUUCUAAGAUUUAAUGGCAAUAUGAUAACUAAUCAACAGAUUGUGUUGUGUUGUUUGAGUUUAAGAAGAAAUGGUACUGGUGAUGACUAAGGGUACAUGCUCAUUUGCUCACAUUAUUCCGCUGACAUGUGUGACAUACUAGUUUAUAAAGCAGAGUCCUUCAGAUGUCAGAGUGUUGUAUAAAAGUGCACUUGAAGUAGGUGGCAGUCGUUUUUCUUCCAUGGCUGAACGGCGGGUCGAAAGCUCCUGACUCCUACGGAUUGAGCAGAAGACUUCACUGUUGAUGCCUGAACCCAAGCUUACACAAGCGCCACUUCCGCUCGAGGAAAUAACUCUACCCUUGGCCUUGCUAAUCGAUCUUCCGCUGUCACCCUUCAGUGCGUGACUGAAUGAGGCAUUGCCAUCGUAUUGUGCUGUCUUCACGUCCAGCAGCCUGUUUAUUUGUUCACAGAGGUACUGGAAAUGGACCUCAUUUCCCUUCUUUGUUUUUAUCCUCUCUCUGAUUUGUAUCAGUGUACAUUGGCUUGAUAUAGAUUAAUAAAUCUAAACUUCAGUUACUACAAAUGUUGUUUUUGUGCCUAAGCUCUAAAUGCCCUGAUAUUUCAUACAUGCAAAAAUAUAACACACUGGGCUUGUCAAUGUUCUACAGAUUUUAUAUCUUAUGAAAAUAAAUAUUUACAACAAAGUUACUUCACAAGAAGCAUAACAUACUUCAUAUCCACAUAAUUCAAUUUUACUUGAACACAAUUGUUUUUUAAUCCACUGCACUGGAUACAAAAAUGUACAAAAAUAAUGAAUG